Molecule: messenger RNA, 987 nt
Organism: Trichoplax adhaerens
Lineage: Eukaryota; Metazoa; Placozoa; Uniplacotomia; Trichoplacea; Trichoplacidae
Exons: 10
Coding region: 1-987 (328 amino acids)
Biological process (GO): signal transduction; activation of GTPase activity
Molecular function (GO): GTPase activator activity
Source: RefSeq, a predicted model, not a curated record
AUGGCCAAAAAACGCUGGAUUGUUAUUACACUAGAGUCGUUGCAAUACUAUCGUGAAAAAGAUGACACUAAGGUAGCAGGUUCCGUAUCAUUAAUUGGUUGUACUAUUAAUGAACUUUCGAUAGAAAAUGGGGAACAUCGAUUUGAAAUAUCCAAUCCUCCUGACAAUCAUGUCAUUAGUUCCAAUACUGCUAAAGAUAUUGAAGAUGCCAUAAAAGCUAUUAGGAAAGGAAUGGAUCAAAGAGAAAAUGCAGUUUUUGGUCAGAGAUUAAGCCAAGUGAUACGCCGCCAAAGUACUACCUUAUCCAAAGGUUCUAUUCCCAAUGUUGUACGAGAGAGCGUCAAGUUUAUUCGAUCAACAGGCUUGGACGAGGAAGGUCUUUUCCGCCUUCCUGGCAAUACAAAUAAAGUUAAAGACCUUAAGGCGCAUUUCGACGAAGGAAUUGAUUAUAUCAUACCAGAAGAGACUGAUAUUCAUACCGUCGCAUCAUUACUAAAACUCUAUCUACGAGAAUUGCCAGAAUCAUUGAUUCCGAGUGAAAAUUAUGAUUUAUGUGUGAUAGCUAUCAAUACAUAUGAUGCAAAUAAGUUUAAAGGUAUCAAUCAAAUCAUUCAAAUACUAAAUGAAAUUCCAAGUGUAAAUUAUGACCUUGUCAAGUUCCUUAUGAAAUUUUUAAAUGAUGUGCAAGAAUAUUCAUCGAUGAAUAAAAUGGAUAUUGAUAACUUAUCUACCGUAUUUGGACCCAAUAUGCUGACCGUUAAUUUCCAUGACCCUGAAGUGCUAAUGAAAAGCACCAAAAUGUUGGCUGACAUUACGAAAGUUUUAAUUCGACAUUAUAAUGACAUUUUUGUCAUCAGUGCUUCGAAACCAGAUGGCAGCGAUCAGAGCAGAGAAAGUACUAUAUCAGAAGACAUUUAUCAAGAUUUGGAAGUUGCUAGUUCGCAGUUAUGUAAGUCGAAAGUUAUUGCUCAUAAUAAUAACAACUAA